AUGGUGAACUGUAGUCAGAUUAUGGGAAGGUGUAACACGAUGAGCGAUCGGAUAGAGUUGUGUGUUGUUCUCAUCAAUGACUCGCCUUCCCCUCUUAAUCUUCNNNNGCGCUGGCGUCUGUCUCACUAUGGGUUGUGUCACUAG
Molecule: messenger RNA, 144 nt
Organism: Perkinsus marinus ATCC 50983
Lineage: Eukaryota; Perkinsozoa; Perkinsida; Perkinsidae
Exons: 2
Coding region: 1-144 (47 amino acids)
Source: RefSeq, a predicted model, not a curated record